Trametes versicolor FP-101664 SS1 is the source of this 579-nucleotide messenger RNA. RefSeq lists its product as uncharacterized. The record is from RefSeq and is a predicted model, not a curated record. The coding region runs from base 1 to 579 and encodes 192 amino acids. The transcript has 2 exons. Lineage: Eukaryota; Fungi; Basidiomycota; Agaricomycetes; Polyporales; Polyporaceae.
AUGCUUCGAUUUUUGCGGAGGUUGUUCGGCCGUCGACCCCACGGGUACGUAGAGUACACCAUCGUCGUCUGUCAAUACAGACGCGCGGGCCUGGGCGCACGGAGAGAGGAGCAGCUCCGAUGGUCAAUCAUGGUCAUGACCAACGAGCUCACGUUGCGGGGCCGCUUGUUCCAGGUCACCAGCUCGAACGAACGCUGGGCGGCCACCAUGCGCACAGGUUCGUCCGGGCCGACCUGGAGGCUCUCGGUCGUCGACAAGACGUCGUUGAGGUCGCGGAAGUCCCUGGGGGGCGUCCGCAUCGGUUCCAUCCCGCCGAGGCAGAUGGAGGCCCUGGACGAGGUGAUUCGCAGCAACACCCCGGUGGCGAAGCACGCGAACUGGAAUAGCCGUGACUGGGUGACGGAGUGCGUCGCGCUCAUGGCCACCAAUGGGUUCCCAGUGGACGUGAACCCCUGCGGGUUACAGGCACAGCUGCUGCCUGUGAUGAGACAGGCCGGUGUGCUGACGGCGCAGGGCGGUCGUCCAGCCAUAGUUGAUUUCUAUGAGUUCGAAGCCUCGGCCUGGAAUGUGUCGUUCUAG